Lindgomyces ingoldianus is the source of this 1146-nucleotide messenger RNA. RefSeq lists its product as uncharacterized. The transcript has 2 exons. The record is from RefSeq and is a predicted model, not a curated record. The coding region runs from base 1 to 1146 and encodes 381 amino acids. NCBI's taxonomy places the organism in Eukaryota, Fungi, Ascomycota, Dothideomycetes, Pleosporales, Lindgomycetaceae.
AUGUCCCAGAACAACACCCCCUCAAGACGGUACUCGAUGCACCGCCGCUCUUCGGGUUAUUCACCCAUAACGCCGCGCUCUUCUCACGAUUUUGAUCACAGCAGCCCUGCUCAUAAUUUCGACGGCGGGGGAGAUAGCGGAUUGGGCAAUUUGGCGGAUGAGCUGGGCGAUUUUUACAGCGAGGAUGAGGAGGAAAUGGACGAUGUGGAUCUUCCGCAGAGGAAUUUGGAUAAUAUAGGUGUUGCGAUCGAUCACGAUGGGUCUGCUGGUAUCAACACUAUGCCGAACUCUGUGAACGGGGUGCGUGACAGUGGGGUCGCGAUGCAGUCAUCGUCACCCUCUCAAGAGUCAAAGACUACAUUGAGUCCACAGACAGCACGUCAAACGGGACGGAGACACCAGAGGGCGCGAUCACUGUACGACGGGUCUGAUUAUGGAGACGACUCCGACUUGGAAGUCAACGAGGGGAUUUCUGCCGGGCUCGAAGCUCGGAUGGCAGCCGUGGAAAGCUUAGCGCGGCGAGGCAUGGAGGAGAAUGGAAGCUCUGCAGACCAGGUCGUCAAACGGGUAGUAGAGCGGCUCCGUGAUCUAGGGAGCCAAACCAGCAUCGAAAACGGCGCAACGAGACUCAAAACCGCCCACGAUGCCCUAACAACGCACCUCACCCACCAAUCCCGCACCCUUACCUCCCUCUCUUCCUCCUUCAGCGGCCCCCGCGCCGUCCUCCCGGACCUCGAAACCAUCGAAUCGCUCCUCCCACUUAUAACCACCACCCUCGACCUACUCCCGCACUCCUCCCCAGACCCCCUCUACUCUCUCUCCCAACUCACAUCCUCCACCCGCGAACUCCUACAACACCUCUCUAACGUUUCAGACUCGCUACACAUGAGCCGCCAGGCCAACGGUAACGCUGCGCGGAGGUUGAAAUCGGCAAAAGACCAGCUGGGGGAAUGGAAGCGGGAGACGGAAUUGAGAGAGCAGGGGGUGAGGUGGAUUGAGCGCGGGGAUUGGGAUAGACGGUUGAAGGAGAGAGAGGCAAAGGGCGCGUGUGGGAGUGUGGUAGAUGGGUUUGAGGAAGUUUGUGGAAUGUGGAGGAAGAGGCUUUGUGAGGGGUUGGGGGUGGGGGUGGAGGUUGUGACUGCAUAG